Molecule: messenger RNA, 4084 nt
Organism: Pantherophis guttatus
Lineage: Eukaryota; Metazoa; Chordata; Lepidosauria; Squamata; Colubridae
Product: cholinesterase-like
Biological process (GO): choline metabolic process; acetylcholine catabolic process
Cellular component (GO): plasma membrane
Molecular function (GO): acetylcholinesterase activity
Source: RefSeq, a predicted model, not a curated record
UCCUCAGGAGUUGCGGUAAACACCUGCAACUAAGCUUACAGAAACAGGUUGAGAAGUAAAGAACAGAAAUGUCUACCUCCAUGUCUGGAUCCGGCUAAAAACACCUCUCAGCUAACUAUCCUAUGGGCAACUUCAAGCACCAAUUCACUACUGAUGAUUGUAACUAAGGAAUAAGCUGGUCUCCUAUCCCACUUGGGCAAAAAUUAUUUACUAACUUGGAGGCUGGUUUAGUAAAACCAGUUACACAAUUGUAUCAGACUGGCUGUUUGAAGAAAUUUUGAAGACCUGUCACUUCCUCUUGCGAAGACUAUAAAUCUUGCUACUACCAAAAAAUUAAAUAGUUCUAAAAGAAGAGACCAUCCCUUGCCAGCCAUUGAAGGAGAGAAAGGUACACCGACUCGUCCUACUGUUGCAAUGCCUUGUCUGCUAUGCCCAUCUCUCUUGUGCUGCCUCCUCCUCCUCCUUCCCUUUCCAUUAGGCUCCAUUUCUGCUUCUAAAGGAGACACAGUGGUCAGAACCAGCAGUGGCCCCAUUAAGGGCAAGCAGUUCCUGGCCGGCAUUGGAUCUGUGACAGCCUAUCUAGGCAUUCCUUAUGCUAAGCCUCCAUUGGGGAAGUUGCGUUUCCAGAAACCUCUUCCACAUCAGCCAUGGAAGCAAAUAUUGGAAGCCACCAGUUUUGGCAAUUCCUGUUCUCAAUUUAUUUUCCGGGAUGUCCCUGAAACAGAUAUAUGGUCUCCUAAAACACCACUAUCAGAAGAUUGCCUUUCCCUCAACAUCUGGGUGCCACAGCCACAACCUUCUUCACCAGUCCCUGUUUUGGUCUGGAUACAUGGAGGGGGAUAUUUAUUCGGCACGUCUUCUCUGGAGUUGUUGAACGGGGCAUCCUUGUCUGCUGCUGAGAACGUCAUUGUGGUCACCAUCAAUUAUCGCUUGGGAGCCCUGGGCUUUCUGUACUUGCCACCAGCGGCUCCAGGGAACCUAGGCUUAUGGGACCAACAGCUGGCCCUGAAGUGGGUAAAAGAGAAUGCAGCUGCCUUUGGGGGAGAUCCUUCUCGGGUGACUAUUUUUGGCCACAGUGCUGGAGGAUCUUCUGUGAAUUUCCAUCUUCUUGCACCAAAAAGCCAGGACCUUUUUGCCCAAGCGGUGAUCCAGAGCGGAACAGCCAAUGCCUAUUGGGCUUGGAGGUCUCCUGAGGAAGCCAAACAAAAAUCACUGGAAUUUGUUCAUCUGCUAGGUUGUUCAGAGGACAACAAUAUCAGCAUAGUGCAUUGCCUGCAAACAAAAAAUGUUUCUGAACUUAUUCGGCAUGAAAUAUCUCUGUUCUUGAAAGGUGGCUUCCUUGUCAAUUUUCCCUUCAGGCCAACCACAGAUGGAGAGUUUUUGCUUGGUGAUCCAGAAAAGCUCAUGGAGGAGGGGCAAAUUCAGGUCAAACCAGUCCUCAUGGGUAAAACCUCUGAUGAAGCGGCUUCUUAUGUCCACUCUGUUUUCCCUAACACCACCCACAAUCUCAUCAAUCAAGAGCAGCUUCUGAAAGGGAUACAACUGUUGGCGCCAAAUGCAACUGAAGAUUUUAUUAGGACUAUUGCACUGAAGUACAGUGAAGGAAAUCACGGCCCAGCAAAAUACCGCUCUGCUCUGUCCCACUUCUAUACAGAUCGGAUAUUUGCAUGUCCAUUGAGGGAAGCUGCAGGAAAUAUCAGGAAAACUGGGAGUCCUGUAUAUGCCUAUUUAUUCGCACAUCGCCCUUCAUGGUCAGUUUGGCCUGAAUGGAUUGGAGCAAUUCACAGUGAUGAGAUUCCUUUUGUUUUUGGAACCCUUCAAUCAAUGCUGCCUGUCAAUCAAACAUACACAGAGGCUGAAGCCAGACUGAGCCGUAAGAUGAUGCAUUACUGGGCAGAGUUUGCCAGAACUGGGAAUCCCACUGGGUCAGCAGCCAGCAAGGAUAAGUGGCCACUCUAUAAUGCCACAGAGCAGAAUUUCUUCCUUCUUAAUACUGAGCCAUUCCAGGAAAGGGUGAAAGAGCACUGUGAUUUUUUAAAGAGCCUUUUUUCAAAGGCUGAAGAGACACGAAUCAAUCAAGACUUAUCUUUAAAGCCUGGGCAAAUGAUGACAAGCUGCACCAGAGAACCUUCCAGAAGCUUCCAUUGUCCUUUCAGGGACUGACUGGUGGGAACUUGGAAGACAAAUAAGGAGACAACUAAAACCCACAUCACUUUUGCUGUUAAAAUAAUAAAUUUCUUGGAGUAAUUUGUUAUAUCUUGAUUUGAGAGAGGAGUUUAAUUAAUCCAGCUCCCUCAAAAAAGAACUUCUUAAUAAAUACUGUUUGAAUUCUUAGGAUAAAAAUCCUUUUAUUUUCAUAAUGAAGGGAAAUAGUAAUAAGGAUAUGAUAAAUAAUAGUAGAAUAUAAUAUACUGGAAUACUAUAAUUAGUAGAAACUUGUUAUUCUGUAAACAUUUGUUUCCUGUAGCACAUAUAUGCUACAUUAUGCUUUUGUAUUUGUAUUCCCUGAAAGUAACUUCCUGCAACAAACAUAUGCUGUAUUAGGCCUCUGUAAAGUAUCUGGAAUUUGUCAAACAUAUGUUCCUGCCAUCAAUUUGAAUCCACAUCAAUCUUAUUCCUGUUUUUCUCCUGCCAUCCAAAGCCUGGUACCAAUUUCAAAAAUCUUUACUACUGGUUUUAUGGGCGUGGCUUGGUGGGCGUGGCAUGGUAAGAAUACUGUAAAAUCUCCAUUCCCACCCCACUCUAGGCAAAGGAUACUGUAAAAUCUCCUUUCCCUCCUCAAUCCAGGGGAAAGUUACUGCAAAAUCCCAAUUCCCUCCCCUGGAAGACAAAUAAGGAGACAACUAAAACCCACAUCACUUUUGCUGUUAAAACAAUAAAUUUCUUAGAGUAAUUUGUUAUAUCUUGAUUUGAGAGAGGCUUUUAAUGAAUCCAGCUCCCUCAAAAAAAACCCUCUUAAUAAAUACUGUUUGAAUUCUUUUAUUUUCACAAUGAAGGGAAAUAGUAAUAAGGAUAUAAUAAACAAUAGUAGAAUAUAAUAUACUGGAAUACUAUAAUUAAUAGAAACUUGUUAUUCUGUAAACAUUUGUUUCCUGUAGCUCAUAUAUGCUAGAUUAUGCCUUUGUAUUUGUAUUUUCUGUAAGUAACUUCGUGUAACAAACAUGCUGUAUUACGCCUCUGUAAAAUAUCUGGUAUUUGUCAAACAUAUGUUCCUGCCAUCAAUUUGAAUCCACAUCAAUCUUAUUGAUUGAUAUAGCAUAUGUUUGUUGCAGGAAGUUACUUAUAGGAAAGUUACUUUACUACCGGUUCUGUGGGUGUGGCUUGGUGGGUGUGGCGUGGGAAGGAUACUGUAAAAUCUCCAUUCCCACCCCACUCCAGGGGAAGGUUAUGCAAAAUCCCCAUUCCCUCCCCACUCCAGGGGAAGGAUAUUGUAAAAUCUCCAUUCCCUCCCCAAUCCAGGGGAAGGUUAUGCAAAAUCCCCAUUCCCUCCCCACUCCAGGGGAAGGAUACUGUAAAAUCUCCAUUCCCUCCCCAAUCCAGGGGAAGGUUACUGCAAAAUCCCCAUUCCCUCCAGAUCAGCCGGGAUUCAAGAGGCAGAGAAUAGAUGGGGGCAGGGCCAGUCAGAAUUUUUACUACCAGUUUUCUGAACUACUCAAAAUUUCCGCUACCGGUUCUCCAGAACUGAUCAGAACCUGCUGAAACCCACUUCUGCCUGGUACUUAUCUCAGUUUGGUGCUGCAUACAUCAUCCGGGGGAUAAUUUACAUCUCAGCCCUAAUUUACACCUUUGAUCUGGGUUGUUGGGCGCUCAGUUUCCUUCCCUGCAGCACUAGGGGGCCUAGUGGCCAAUUGGGAGAACAAAGGAAUACUCAAGGAUAAAUAAGAGGCAUUUAUCCUUUGCAGGGCUAUUGGAUACAAACCUAAAUUAGGAGGCAGCAAUUGGGGACUUAACUGGUGUUUCUAACAGUAUAAAAAGGAUGCCAUACCUUCUCUGAGGUGUGGCUUUUCCUUACAGGUCUCUUUUUGUAUAUGUUUACCCAGCUUUUCACUUUUGAUUAACAUUAAACGCUGAUUCUUUCUCAUAA